This is a messenger RNA of Mucor velutinosus, 1635 nucleotides long. RefSeq lists its product as uncharacterized. NCBI's taxonomy places the organism in Eukaryota, Fungi, Mucoromycota, Mucoromycetes, Mucorales, Mucoraceae. The transcript has 8 exons. Gene Ontology annotation, biological process: secondary metabolic process. Gene Ontology annotation, molecular function: CoA-ligase activity. Bases 1 to 1635 code for a protein of 544 amino acids. The record is from RefSeq and is a predicted model, not a curated record.
AUGGUCUAUUCAUCCAAACUGCCCUCACUCGACCUACCCAAGUCCAGUAUCAUCCAAUUCCUCUUUGUCAACAAAUUCAAUACGCCUGAAGAUAGACCUCUCUUGAUCGAUGCAAAUGACGGCAGAUACCUCACAUUUGCUGAACUCAAAGAUCAAGUGCUGAGAUUCGGUGCUGGUUUGCAAGAUGUCUGUGGGUUUCAAGCAAAUGAUGUGGUAGCCGUAUAUGCGCCGAACCAGUACAACUAUUUCGUCCCAAUUCUCGGAGCACUGGCAGCCAAUGGUGCUGCAACCACAGCAAAUCCCAAUUACAAUGUAGAAGAGCUCUCUUAUCAAUUGGAAAUGUCUAGAGCAAAGGUGAUCAUCUGUCAUGAAGAAAAUGUCAAAACUGCGCUGAAAGCAGCUGAUCGUGUGGGCAUCUCCAAAAAGAACGUGUUUGUGUUUGGAAUGAGCAAUAUCGAUGACACUCAACCAUUCCAAAAGGUAUUGUUGGCAGCAAGAAGAGCUGUGCCUGAUGCUCUUACAUACCAAGAGGCCAAAGACAAGGUAGCCUACCUGUGCUUCUCUUCUGGCACUACUGGCAAGAGUAAAGGUGUUAUGACAACUCAUGCCAAUGUCACAGCCAACACAUGUCAAUGGACCUCCAUUGACGAUCCAUUUGUUGAUCGCAGUCAAGACCGUAUGAUUGCCGUGCUGCCCUUUUUCCAUAUCUUCGGCCUUUCUGCCAUCUUACACACAGCCGUCUAUUGGGGCAUUCCUGUACACGUUUUGCCUCGCUUUGAUUUAAUCAAAUUUUGUGAAAUAAUAGAGAAAGAGAAGAUUACCAUUGCUCCUCUUGUUCCUCCCAUCUAUGUCCUGCUAGCCAAAGAAGAGUCUGUCUUGAACUAUGACUUGUCGUCGCUCAGAAUAGGCAUUUCUGGGGCUGCUCCAUUGAGUGGAAGUCUGAGUAGAGAAGUGAAGGCUCGCUUACCUCAUUUGUCCAUCAAACAGGGCUAUGGACUGACAGAGAUUUCUCCUGCAGCCAUAGCCGAGCCUUUGGAUCGUGUCAUUGAUGGUUCCAUUGGUGUAUUGCUUCCAAAUAUGACUGCAAAGGUGGUGGAUGAAGAUGGAAAAGAAACGGCACAGGGCGAGCGUGGAGAGUUGUGGUUAAGAGGCCCCAAUGUCAUGAAGGGAUAUCUCCAUAAUCCACAGGCCACUGCUGAAUGCAUUGACGAUGAAGGCUACUUCCAUACAGGCGAUAUUGUGGUUGUGGAUGAACAUCAACACUUUUUUGUUGUGGAUCGCAUUAAGGAAUUGAUCAAAUACAAGGGCUUUCAAGUACCUCCUGCUGAACUCGAAGGCAUCUUGCUCAAAUUAUCUAUUGUUGCAGACGCUGCCGUAGUGGGUAUCUACGAUAGUACACAAGCUACAGAGAUGCCUCGAGCCUACGUAACACUCAUCAGUGGAACUGCUCCCUCAGACAAAAUUGCUCGUCAAAUUAUGAAAUUUGUGGCAGAUCAAGUAGUGCCAUACAAGCAGCUGCGUUCGCUACGAUUUGUUGAUACUAUUCCCAAGAGCCCAUCUGGAAAGAUUCUUCGUCGCGUCUUGCGUGAUGCUGCUCAUCAAGAAGAAAACACUGAUAAUAGGCCUAAACUGUAA